GAGCACACAGUGAGAGAGAGUGAAGAGAGAAGAGGCUAAGGGAUAUCUUGGUUUCAUGGAUUGCUGUGUGGAGGGGAAGCUAGCGUUACAUGAGUGAUUCUGUGUGGUGACAGUGUGUGUGUGUGUGUGUGUCUGCGUGCAUGUGUCUGUGUGUGAGGGCCAGCUCGGUGCAUCGCUAUACGUCCUUCAAACACCUGCUGCUCCAACAGGAAGGAAAGGAAUAGGCCUACUGCGGUUGGAGAGGGAUUCUUGUGCAGUCCAUGUAUCGUCGUUGUCAUGGGUGACGUGGAGAAAAAAAGACCAGCCAUUGCAGGCAGAGAAAGAGGACCAGGACCUGGACGUUACUCACUGCCCUCUACCAUCGGCUUCAUUGGCCACGACUUCACAAAACCCACCAGCCCUGCUUGCUCCUUCCACGGACGCAUGAGCAACAACAUGUACUCCGUAGACUCCAGCCCUGGGCCUAGAUACUAUGUUGAUGCUAAAAUCACUCGCUUUGGAAGAGAUGGAAACCCUGCAUACUCAAUCUUGGGUAGAGUGAAAGCACAAAGAACGAUCUUCCAGACACCUGGACCCGGAGCCUACAGCCCCGAGACCCCUACCUACAACACCAAACGCAAGCCCCCCUCCUACACCAUGGGCUCCCGAACACAGUACCGGGCCUUGGACGCUGUGCCCGCACCAAAUAAGUACUCCCUGCCGUCACUAUUGGGGCCCCAGGUUCCCAACAAGGCAGCCAGCGCGAGCUACACCAUGUCUGGCUUCUACAAGACUGGGAGCCCAUCCGAAGAUCUAUCCAAGACCCCUGGGCCAUGCAAAUACAACUGCACAGACCCCAGUGUGUAUCUGCGCAGACAGCCAGCCUUCUCCAUGCUGGGGCGCCACGGCCUACCCAGGGACGCCACUAAGAAGCCGGGCCCGGGGACCCACAACCCUGAGAAGGUGACCAUCAACAAACCCCGGGCGCCGGCCUACUCACUGGGCACAAGACACUCAGAGUUUGUGACCCCUUUGGUAGUUCAAUUGGCGGACUGAACUGAACUGCAGCCCCAACUUCUGCAUCAUGUAAGGGGGAAGAAUAGAUGUGAACAUAGACAUGGUAGUAAACAGCAAAUGCAUCGAAAAAUGAAUUAACAAAUGUGUAUGUGAAUUCACUUUUUUUAUUGAGGUCACUACAAAACAGUUUUUUCUCAAACAGAAUGAAAUAGUUGCGGAAAGAACAAAUGCUCAUAAAGGCCAUCAGCAUAAAGGACAAAUAAAAGAUUGAACCAUAGAAGUACUUUCAGAACAUGAAAUUCUUACAUUAAAGAAACAUAAAACAUCAAAGCAGAACAAUGUGACUGAUCCAGGGAAACUUCUACCUUCAUACGGUAAGCAUUGAGCUCAUCAAACACAGCACAACUUGUACCUUGUUGGCCAUAACAGCUGAGCUCCAACUUUCAGCUCUCAGUCCUGCUGGCCCUUUUUUACAAGUUUUUAAAUAAAAGAAACAACAUUUGGAGAUGCACUCUUGAGAGAGGAAGGGCCUGGAGAACGAUAAUUACAUAUAGACACGAGAGAUAGCCCUCCCUCAUUCCAGUGGAAGAGCCCGUCUGAACAGUAGAAUGUGUGGCUCUGGAAAGAACAAACAAAGCAACAAUGUGUCAGUAUAGCAUCCCUGAUUGAGGAAGGCAAUGGAAAAAACAAUGGCUGAACCCACAUCAAGUCCACAUCUAUGACUGAAUAAUAACUAUGUAAUACUGGGGUUAUAAACAUGUUGUUCACCUGGUUUGUGGAUCAUGUAGUGAAUCCACCCUUGACUCUGUUGGACGCCCAGGCCCCUCCACUCGUCCUCCGUCAUCAGGUGUGACGUGGGCACCAGUUUGGACAGUUGCUUGGGAAGCAUCACAUGCCUGCCAACGAGACGAAAUCCGUAUGAAACAAAUCGUUGAAACAUUUCACCGUUUGAACUUUUAAAACCAUGUUAUUGCCAUUCGACGGUUUGGCAGGAUUGCUUUUUGUUGGUUAACGUUAGACAUUCGAUUUUACCCUUCCCUUCGUGGCAAAACAAACCAGAAACGGGGUGCUUUUUACAUUGACGAUCGCACAGUAAUAACACUAGCACACAACACUCGACAGUAUGUUUUGGUUAUAACGCCAUGUUAAUAGGGCAUACGGCUAACUUAAACACUUUAUAAUGGUGCAUAGCCAGCGUUGGACUUGUUUUAAGAUCGCUAACCACACGCUGACGUCAGCGUGGUAACAGUAGCGAGAAGUGGAAAACAACUUAUGAACAAAUAUGAAGUAACCCACCUGUACUCAAACUCCUCGUCGGUGUAUUUGUCGGAGUAGAAAAUCUGCUUUUUCGACAUAUUGACGAAAUCGUUGGUAUUCAAGUCUUAGUAGUGAUACUGUAGUGAUGUUUACGAUAGCAACUCUUCAUCCGCCUCUGCCGCUGGUUUCGGUCUGCGUAAAUUUAAACUGAAACGUCCCCGCCUUCCGCACUGUGGGGACGGGAGCCGCGAGGGGACAAAUGAGCGCUUCCUAGUCGUACGCAUACACGGCAAUCAUUUUAACGCAAUAUUGAAACUUGUGUCAAUUCACAAAAAUUAACAAGGCAUUGCAUACGAUUCUAUAGCCUAUAUUGGUUAUUUUUACAUCUUAUAAUGAAAUACAACAUGCAGACAUACGCAUGCAUCAAAGUAAACGUAACGUUUUUUCCAAUAUUUUUUGCAAACAAACAAAAUAUUUCACAGUAUUAAACUAACAUUAAGUUGUCCAUGGAUCCAGCAGGUCCACUUAUCAUUACAACGUAAGUAAACAAACUUGGCGUUCUUUUGAUGUUCUCUGGCCAGAAAUAGUAUGUGUUGUUCUGAGAUGUAAUCAGGUUUCGCCUGUGUAAUGCCUGCUAAUGAGUGGAGGUGGAUUCACAGCAUGACUUGUGCUGCUCUUGUAUGCCAAGCAAUCGAGGGAGCGUGUAAAUAUAUCAACCAUUUAUGCACAGGGCUGCAACAGAAUUACUUUGACGUUGACACCGGUUUUUCCAUAUCAGAAAUAGAUAGUAGAAGAACACAUGCAUUGCAUUUGUUACUUGCACAAUUGGUACUUAAAUUACGAAGAAGUACCAUCAACUUUAUCAUAUGUAUGACGUUAUAGUAAAUCAAUAUUGAUUGGCUAUAUUAUCCCAUUAGCAUUGUUCUGAAGUUAAAUGUAGGCCUAUCUUUCUUAUUUAAAGGCUUAUUUUAUAUUACUUGACUUCAAAUGAGGUAGCAAUACAGGUAGUAUAGAUGUUAAGUCCACGGGCACUGGACAUAACGGGGAUUUGGUUAGUAGGCUAACUCAGACAACUGUCAGUCGGAUAUUUUGGGGAGGAGGAGGGUUGCUUUGGCACUGGGAGUAUGUGUCCUGUCUUAGUACAUUUUACAGUGAAACAGACUGCUGGCCGUUGGCAAAGGAAUAGGCUAUCUUCAAAUCCCGCCAAUGACCUGUCAUGGACGAUACUGGUUUAUCAAAUUAUGAUACAGUGCAUCAUUAGGGAGACAUCUUAUAUCUUCUAUCGGUGAGUUUACUGUAAGUUUAUGAACAUAAUUAUCUUUUUUUAAUGCUGUGAAACCAUGCAAACAUUGUGCAAAUGUUUUAGUGGUUAUAUAGCCUAACACCAUUAAAACAUCUGCAAAAACUGCUACUCUCAAAGUUAGUUUUGCUUUGCAUUGUUUCUAUGAUUUUCUUUCUUUUAAAAGAAAAACCUCAGAUAUUUCUAACAGAGUCAUAUCUGGGCAGUGGGCAGCAAGAAAAUAGUAUAAAUGUCACUGAAUGUUAAUAAAGCUGUGCUGGUUUGCUGUACUAUGUAAGACAAAGGUAGUUUAUAUUUUGCCGUAUAGUUAAACAGUUGCAUAAAGGUUUUUAGUUCCGAAAUAUCCAGCAAAAUACGUUUUCAAUGUCAAAAAAAAGAAUCCAAAAAGUUUCUUGAUUUAGAUAUGGUAGUUAUUCAAUCCAAAUCCCUCACAGUCUGUUCUCUAGCUUUUUCCAAGAAACCCAACUCACUGGCAGUGGAGACUUCUAUAAAUACGUGCUCUGUUUUCCGUGCACUUGAUUUGACCUUGCGUUAAGGCAGAUUAUGAGAUGAAUACAAAGAUGUUUUCCAGUGUUGCUGCUCUUUGGAUUUUCUUCUCAGAUAAGAGAGUGUGUGUGUGUGUGUGUGUGUGUGUGUGUGUGUGUGUGUGUGUGUGUGUGUGUGUGUGUGUGUGUGUGUGUGUGUGUGUGUGUGUGUGUGUGUGUGUGUGUGUGUGUGUGUGUGUGUGUUUAUAUGUGGGCAUGUGUGUUUGUACUACAAA
This is a messenger RNA of Gadus macrocephalus (Pacific cod), 4313 nucleotides long. It is a transcript of the gene cimap1d, whose product is annotated as CIMAP1 family member D. Bases 277 to 1035 code for a protein of 252 amino acids. NCBI's taxonomy places the organism in Eukaryota, Metazoa, Chordata, Actinopteri, Gadiformes, Gadidae. The transcript is spliced from 5 exons. The record is from RefSeq and is a predicted model, not a curated record. Gene Ontology annotation, cellular component: cytoskeleton.